AUGACGGAUCAAUCGGGCACCCAUCAACAUGCCGGUCCCGACCUCGUAGCAGCAAACGCAGCACUGCUUACAGAAAACCAACGGAUGGCCGAGCUAUUAGCCACCUUGCAGAAUAAAGGUGAAAGAAAAAAUGUUAACAAGGAGGUGAACGCUGACCAACCAGACGAACACCAAUCAAAAUCCAAUGCCAAGACGGAGGAGAGAGCCCCGAAAACAGGGAGGCGGCGAGCUAACCCCUUUUCUGAGGAAAUUAUGAGCUUUAAGAUGCCUCAAAACUUCACACUUCCCAUGACGCUGGUACCUUAUAAAGGAAUCGGAGAUCCUAAGAUUCAUGUUACUAAAUUUGAAUCCAUGAUGUUCCUCAAUAGUGACUCUGACCCCAUAUUAUGCCGAUAUUUUCCUACUUUUUUAGAUGGUGCCGCGCUGUUGUGGUUUUCCAAUUUGCCUGCAGGUUCAAUAACGAAUUUCGACAAUUUCUCCAAGCUAUAUAUUAAUCAGUUCCCGGCCUCCAAGAUUUACGUACGAGACUCAGACUACCUCAGUACUAUCAAGCAGGGACUGCACGAGAGCCUAAAGGAUUAUUUGACCCGCUUUACAACGACAGCUAUGGAGAUUCCCGACCUUAAUCCCGAAGUCCAACUACAUGCCAUAAAAAGCGGCUUGCGCCCAAGAAAAUUCCAAGAAGCCAUAGCAGUAGCAAAGCCAAAGACAUUAGAAGAGUUUCGAGAAAAAGCAACUGGGCAAAUCGAAAUAGAAGAAUUGCAAGAAAACUGGAGGAGUGAAAGGCAGCCGAACAAACGGGACGAGGAUAAGUCAGCCGCCAAAGAUACUAAGAAGCCUUUCAGGCUAACGCCAAAAUACGAUUCGUACACAAGAUUCAACGCCAGGAGAGAAGACAUCAUUAAGAAGAUACUACAUAACAAACUAAUAAAGCCACCAAGCAGAGCCGGCUUGUACCAAGACCAGCAUUAUGUGGAUAAAUCCAAACGUUGUGCCUUUCAUCAGAAGUUCGGCUACACCACUGAUAAAUGUGUGGUCGCAAAAGACCUCUUAGAAAGGCUAGCAAGACAAGGGCACUUGGACAAAUACAUCAGCAACAAAACAAGGGCAACCUCCGACGACCCUAGUGACCGACACCAAGAGCGAGCUUUACACACCUCGGACAAAGCCAAAACCCAACCCCCACCGACCAGGGGAAUCAUCAAUUGCAUCUCUGGAGGAUUCGCGAGCAGAGGCGAAACAAGCUCGGCACGAAAGCGACGUUACAGGGAUAUGUUGACACUCCAGCGGACGGCCGAUGUAUUGACCAGCAAACCGAGAAUACCUAACAUAUCUUUCAAACAAUCAGACUGUCAAACCAACUCAGAUAAUUUGGACGACCCUGUCAUAAUCUCUAUUCAAACAGGGGACCUCCUAGUAAAGAAAGCCCUCCUCGACCCUGGCAGCAGUGCUGACGUCCUGUUCUAUUCAACUUUCAAAAGGAUGAAACUCAGUGAAUGA
Molecule: messenger RNA, 1500 nt
Organism: Arachis ipaensis
Lineage: Eukaryota; Viridiplantae; Streptophyta; Magnoliopsida; Fabales; Fabaceae
Source: RefSeq, a predicted model, not a curated record